AUGGGAAUUACAGGGCUGUUGCCUCUGUUGAAAUCAAUAAUGGCGCCAAAACACAUAAAGGAACUGGAGGGCUGCAGUGUUGCCGUUGACACGUAUUCUUGGCUCCACAAGGGCGCUCUUUCUUGUAGCACCGAGCUCUGCAAAGGCCUGCCCACCUCCAAGCAUAUUGACUACUGCAUGCAUCGAGUAAAUUUGUUGCGUCAUUAUGGCAUUAGACCCGUGCUUGUUUUUGAUGGAGGUCCCCUACCAAUGAAGCUUGACCAAGAGAAUAAACGUGCCAGGUCUAGGAGGGAAAACCUUUCUCGUGCUAUGGAGCAUGAGUCUAAUGGAAACUUGAGUGCUGCUUAUGAGUGUUACCAAAAGGCUGUUGAUAUAUCACCUUCAGUUGCCCACGACCUAAUCCAGGUCUUAAAGCAGCAGAAUGUUUCAUUUAUCGUAGCUCCUUAUGAGGCAGACGCACAGCUGACAUUUUUGGCAGUAAGCAAACAGGUUGAUGCAGUUAUUACUGAAGACUCAGAUUUAAUAGCAUUUGGUUGUCCCAGAAUCAUCUACAAGAUGGAUAAAUUUGGGCAAGGUGUCGAGUUUCGGUAUUCAACGUUACAACACAACAAGGAACUAAAUUUAACAGGUUUCACCCAGAAGAUGAUUCUUGAAAUGUGCAUAUUAAGUGGUUGUGACUAUUUGCAGUCUCUGCCUGGAAUGGGGCUGAAAAAGUCUCAUGCCAUGGUUAAAAAGUUUAAAAGUUAUGACAAGAUAAUCAAACAUCUGAAAUACAACAGUGUUGCAGUGACUCCUCUUUACGAAGAAUCUUUCAAGAAAGCAAUUUUGACAUUUCAGCAUCAACGAGUUUAUGAUCCUGUUACUGAAGAUAUUGUACACCUAUCGGAGCCAUCUGACAAUAUCGACGACAAUUUAGACUUCUUAGGUCCAUAUCCUUAUCAAUGUUGA
Molecule: messenger RNA, 948 nt
Organism: Fraxinus pennsylvanica
Lineage: Eukaryota; Viridiplantae; Streptophyta; Magnoliopsida; Lamiales; Oleaceae
Source: the annotation of a GenBank genome assembly